Molecule: messenger RNA, 2331 nt
Organism: Cylicocyclus nassatus
Lineage: Eukaryota; Metazoa; Nematoda; Chromadorea; Rhabditida; Strongylidae
Source: the annotation of a GenBank genome assembly
AUGGAUAUCUGUAAAAACGAAGUGACGUCCCCCUUCAAGAUUCCUCACAGAGACAAAGACAAAAACAAGACAACCUCCGUUGUAUCCACAAGGUCCCCUUUGGCUGAUCCUCAUGAUCAACGGGAGUUUUCGCAGCGUGAUAUUCAAACCAUCAAAGCGAGACAGAAGAAACGAAUUGCUGCUGAGCAAGCACAAGCACGCGAUGCUAAGAAAGUACGGAAAUCAGCGGACGCCGUCCAGGAUCCGCUAGCCGUUGUGGAUAGGAUAUGUGGUGAAAUGGCUGCUUCGCAAGUGAAGCGCGAUCAAAGGAGGGAGUCUGAAGAACGUACUCGUCAUGCAGAUGCGGAUCAUGCCUUGUCUAGAGAAGCCUUGGAAAAACAUGCACAAGAUGACACCAUGGCCAGAGAGUUUCUUCGCCGAGAUUCCUUAAUGGAGCGACUACUUGGUCAUAAGAUGCUGUACGGUCGCCUAGAAUCAUACACAGCUAUGGGUUACACGAGAGCUUAUGCACCACAGGAGGGCAGUUCUGCACACAUUGAAAACUACACUGAAGACACACUGAAAGGAAGACGUGGACCGCAUACUCCUCCACCUCCCGAAAGCACAAGCUUAAUGAUGGAGCCCAAGCAGCAGCAGUCAAAACCCAGAGGUCCUAGGACUCCUCCGGGAUCCCCAGGACCUCGUACUCCGCCUCCACCUCAAGAGUCGCAAAAUCCCGUCCCUUCCGUAGCUCCUGCCAUGCAGACCUUACUAGCAAACUUGGCGGCUAUGGCUGGUACUUCAGGCGCUCAGCUGGCCUCAUCUCUAGGAGAAGAUCUGAAUCGAAUUGUGGGCAGUGUGAAUACGGGUGUUUUCUUGGAAUCUUUCGUGACUGCGCUGCGUACUGCUACAGCACAAAGCGGUGCUUCAUUAGUAGUCGAAGAAAAACCUCCGCAACCAGCAACUCCUGCUCGUGAUGUUUCCUCCAGGUCUUUCUCACGACCUGAGGCUGAUAUGGAUUCGGUAAAAAUGGAGCUUGUUUCGGACUGUUCACUGUCUCCACUUCCGGACUCGCAGUCGCAAUCUCAGUCACCUCUCAAGGCUCCACCACCUCCUCCUCCUUUAAUCGCGCCUCCCCCUCCGCCUCCAAUCCUACCAACACGUCCUGCUUCUGUUGUGAGUAUUCAGCCGCCACCUCCACCAGUAGCUCCCAUGGUGCCUUUCAUCCCUGUAGGGGCUCCAUCAGUGCCUGGCCAGAACAUUGCCAUGCAGGCUCCACAGUGUUCAAUACCACCACCGUUCUCCAUAACUUCGACGCUUGUCAGAUUACCACCACCAAUGCCGCAAUAUCAGACUCAAGCGCCACCAGUAGUCCCUCCUCCGCAUAUGGCUAAUGCAUCUGCAGUGAACACACCACCACUAAACUCUGCUCAUAUUGCGUCGUACUCUACACAGCAGCCUGUUUGCUCCAUUUCUGCGAUGCCUAAUCUCACAAUUCCACCUCCAAGCAUCCCGACGGCCGUAACUAACACGAUAGCAAAAGCAGUGAUGGCCACAAGCAUGAAACAGCCUACCCCUGUGAUUCGAGUCACUAUAGAGGAGACUAACCAAACAUCGGUGGCGUCAGAUCCUUCUAAUCCGCUGGAGAAGUGGCGUAACACCAAUCUCGCUAGCUCUUCCGCUAAAGUCGCUAACCAAGGGGGCAACUCCUCAGGUCCAAACUAUCAUUGUGUUGACAAACGAAAUGAGAGCUCUGACGACAACCGACGAAGACAAGCUCCUCCUACGGGAGAAUCGGUGAAUUUGAAACCUUUGCAAGGAUUGCCUUUCCAACCUCCGCCGUCGCCGAAAAUGGCAGCUACCAGUCAAAGUGUCACUAACACGUUGUUGUCUGCGCUCGGAAUUACUUCUGGUUCGUCAAAGGCGCAACCCUCCAAGAAUUCGGAACAAAAGAUGGAGCGGCAACUAAGCAAGAAUCCAGUUGGUUGUGAAUUCAUGAAUACGUCACAACAAAAUCAGCAAUCGAGAAUUUACGGUAACUGUUCAGCGAACUUUGCUCCAGCUAUGUCUGCGGGACAAAAUCAGCCCAAUCCUAGCGUCGGUAGACCUUUAGACGCAGCGCGCACUCUGGGAGUUUCAGGCUUCUUUCCUCCGUUGGAACAUUCCACCGCUGUGCCUUCUCAAAAUUUAACAGUCUCUUGUGAUCGUGUUUUCAUGCCUGCGGUUCGCCCUAUGGGCCCUAUAGCACCCCGACCACUCCCGCAUAUCUCGAUUGUACAACAGCGUAACAACAUACGUCAGCCUCGCCCGCAUCGUGGAAGUGCCGGGCGUCCGUAUCGACCGAAGCAGUGA